AUGUACGCCCGUUACGUGCCUCCAAAGAAAAAUGCGGCUGCAGCACCUCCCGUGGCGGCGCCGCCUCCGCCGCGCGAACCAACACCUCCUGCUCCAGAACCAGCACCCGCGAUGAACGACGCAGUCAGGACGGGAGAGAACACCGCCAGCCCGUAUGCACGAUAUGUUCCCUCAAAGAAGCCGAAGUUGCGACCUUCGAUUGUUAGUGUAGCUCCGGAGGACGCGGAAGCUUUGUCUCCUGCGAUGAAGCGCAAGCACGAAGUCGAGGUCGAGGCCGAGGUCGAGCAGGAGACGCCAGCCAAGAAGAAGAAAUCCAGAAAGUCGGAAGAAGUAGCGCCGUUGGACGACAUGGAUGUGGACACGCCGAAGAAGUCCAAGAAAGAAAAGAAAGAGAAGAAGGAGAAAAAGAACAAGAAAGACGAUUCAGAGGAGCCACAAGUUGACGCCAUGGAUACCCACGCAGACGACGAGGCCGGUGAAGGAGAGGAGGCGGGGGAGAAGAAGAAGAAAAAGAAGAAGAGGGAUUCGGAAAAUGCGGAUGGACGCGAUGACGACGAAUUAAAGGAAAAGAAGGACAAGUCUAGAAAGAAGAAGAGGAAAGACGAAGAGAUCACCGAGGAAGACGACGCCGUUGCAGCGCGACACAAGAGCGUUCUGUCCAAGGCAUCCAAGUACCUCAAAAAGGCCGCCGACGGUUCCCACGACGAAGACCCGGAGAAGAUGGAAGUGGACGAGGAAGGAAAGGAAGAGACGCCAGAGGUGGAAGAACACGGCCUCGAACCCCUGCCGCAACCCGAGCCCGCUGCUCUCGAUACCUCGAAACCCUCCUACGAGACGCUGCCACCCUGGCUCGCUGCACCCAUCCGAGUGGCGCCUGACACACGGACGCCGUUCUCUGAGAUUGGCAUCAACCCGAAAGCAGCUCAGAUCUUGGAAUCGAAGGGAUUCAAGGAUGCCUUUGCCGUCCAGACCGCCGCGGUUCCGCUACUUCUACCGUCUUGCAAGCACCGUCAAGGCGAUCUCCUCGUCGCGGCUGCAACUGGUUCCGGAAAGACGCUGGCAUACGCUCUUCCCAUUGUGCGGGACAUCAGCCAAGGUGCUGUCACGAGGCUCCGCGCUCUUAUUGUCUUGCCGACGCGUGAGCUUGUCAAGCAGGCGCAGGAGGUUUUUGAGCUGUGCGCCGGCGCAUUCGAUGGUCGUGACCAGAAGAGAGUGCGCAUAGGAAUCGCCAUUGGUAGUCAGCAGCUCAAGUACGAGCAAACAAAUCUCAUCGAGAGGGAAGAAAAGUACGACCCUGAGGCCUACCAAGCUGCGAACCAGCGGGAGCUCGAGGCGUGGAAGGAUGUUGAGGAGGUAGACCCUGAGACCGAAGAUUCCACGAGCAGAGUGGAAGCUGGCUCGUUGCCUGAUCACAUCGUAGACUACACCUCCAAGGUUGACGUUCUGAUCUGCACUCCCGGUAGACUGGUCGAACACAUCAAUCUUACUCCAGGAUUCUCCCUGGACUACGUGCGUUGGCUGGUAGUCGACGAAGCCGAUAAGCUCCUGGCGCAGAGUUUCCAGGGCUGGCUGGACGUCGUCAUGCCCAAGCUGCGGACGAAGAAGUUGAGCGCAAGAGACUUCCCCGACUCCAACCUCUCUGGUGUGCGCAAGGUUGUUCUGAGUGCAACACUUACGCGAGACUUGAGCCUGCUAAGCGGGCUGCAGCUUCGCCGUCCUCAGCUCAUUGUCCUGGAGGGCGAGAAGGCGGAUGGCACUGCACCAAUCGCCGAGCACACUCUGCCCACGCUACUGAAGGAGUCUGCCAUCAGAGUCCAUGAUGCCAACCUCAAGCCUCUGUACCUUAUCGAUCUGCUACUGGGCGGGCAUCUGAUGUCCGAAGCCAGCUCUAAGGCGGAGACCACUCCUACAGCAGAAGACGACGACGACACGUCUUCCUCGGACGGGUCCGACGACACCUCAUCAGACACUUCUUCAGAGGCAGAUUCGGACACCAGCUCAGAGUCAGACUCCGACACUUCCUCAGACUCAGACAGUUCCUCAGACGCCAACCCCACACCCUCCAAGCCUCCGAGAAAAACACCCGCAGCCUUCACAACGACGGCCCUAAUCUUCACAAAAUCAAACGAGUCCGCUCUCCGUCUCUCCCGCCUAAUCUCCCUCCUCCACCCUUCCCUCUCGCCCUUCAUCGCAACCCUCACCUCGACCCAAAAGACGUCCGACCGUCGCCGCGCCCUCCGCGCCUUCGCCUCGCGCCGCUUGCGCCUGCUGGUCGCAUCCGACCUGGUCGCCCGCGGUAUCGAUCUGCCACAGCUGGACAACGUCAUCAACUACGACCUGCCCGCCAGCGCCGCCGGCUACGUUCACCGUGUCGGCCGUACAGCCCGUGCGGGACGCGUCGGCGCGGCGUGGACUCUGGUCGAGGACGGCGAGAGCGGUUGGUUCUGGGGCAAGAUUGCAAAGCCGAGCAGCGGGAUCCGGCGCGCGGCAAAGGUCGAUCGCUUGCGCAUCGGCGACCCGGAGAGCGGUGGGUUCGCGGACGAGAGGGUACAGGAGUACGAGGAUGCGCUGGAGACGUUGGGCAAGGAGGCCGGCGAGGCUAGGAGGCACAGGUAG
Messenger RNA from Colletotrichum chrysophilum, 2616 nucleotides. RefSeq lists its product as uncharacterized. The transcript has a single exon. NCBI's taxonomy places the organism in Eukaryota, Fungi, Ascomycota, Sordariomycetes, Glomerellales, Glomerellaceae. The coding region runs from base 1 to 2616 and encodes 871 amino acids. Gene Ontology annotation, cellular component: nucleus. The record is from RefSeq and is a predicted model, not a curated record. Gene Ontology annotation, molecular function: nucleic acid binding; ATP binding.